GAUGUCGCAAGCAUCAGAUAGCCCGGGGGCGCUGCGCCACGCUCUCCUGCAGGCAGUGGGGGGCGCCAGCCUCCCGCCCCCCAGUGGGGGGGACGUCAUCAAGUCACGGGUGUCCCCCGGGUCACGGGACGCGGUGUUCGGCGGGCCCGUGUUGUCGGGCGGGGGCCCGGAAUCCAUCAUGGCGGCGGUCCCGGGCCUGCAGCUGGGCCUCGUGGCCCUGGCCCUCCUCAUCCUCGUGCUGGGCCUCGGGGCCAUCCUGUACAUCUGUGUCCACUGGGCACUACUACAUGGACAACGUCUCUUACAUCAGCAAGAACAACAACCGGGACGACAGCCGCAGCGACGCAGGUCCCCCCUCCCCGUGGGUGUCCCGCCCCUCCACCUCCCGUGGGUUCUCCCCACCCACGGGGCUCCCCCACCUCCUCCCCCACAGCCACGGGUACCUCCCCCAGCACAACUCCGACGCCG
This is a messenger RNA of Hyalella azteca, 468 nucleotides long. RefSeq lists its product as uncharacterized. Lineage: Eukaryota; Metazoa; Arthropoda; Malacostraca; Amphipoda; Hyalellidae. The record is from RefSeq and is a predicted model, not a curated record.